ACACGACCUCCCCGCUCAGGGCGUGUGGGUAAAGAUGGCAGCUUCCUGUGUUUGAGCUGGGCUGGUUUAGCUGACAUACCGAGCGCUAAAGCGGCCAGAUGCGGGUUUAAUCGCGGCUUUUCUGGGUGACGCUCGGCGGCUCCGCUGCUCGGAUGGAUCGGGGCUCUAACGGCGAGUCUCCGGGCUCCAGACAGCCCAGCCUGGACUCCGUCUGCAGCUCGUCCACGUCUCGGUCAGAUCGGUCCCUGCAGACCCGAGGACCGUCCGUCUCCUCUGAGCAGACCUCCAACAGUGACCUUUCACCCCAGCUACGGAUUAAAGGAAAACCUGCUAAGCUGUUCAGAGACUCAGAGAAGGAUGAUAUCGAGCUGUUACCAAAGGAGGUCGUGCAGGAAGUGGGGAAAGAUGUGACGUAUAUCUGUCCGUUUGUGGGGGCUCUGCGAGGGACGCUGACCGUCACCAACUUCAGGCUGUUCUUCAGGGGCAUCAGCAGGGACCCUGCGUUCGUGCUGGAUCUGCCGCUGGGAGUCGUCAGCAGAGUGGAGAGGAUCAGCGGAGCGUCCAGCAGAGGAGACGUCUCCUACGUCCUCGUCUGCAAGGAUGUGCGGACUCUGCGGUUCGUCCAUAAACAGCCGGACGAUUCGUUACAGAAGUCAGUGUUCGAGGUUCUGACCAAGUUCGCCUUCCCCGUCUCCAACAGCCUGCCCCUCUUUGCAUUAGAGUAUAAUCAGGUUUUUCCUGAGAACGGAUGGAAAGUGUACGACGCUCUGGCAGAAUAUAAGAGACAGGGUUUGCCCAACGAGAGCUGGAGGAUAUCUAAGGUCAACGAUCACUACGAGCUGUGCGACUCGUACCCCGCUGCGCUAGUCGUCCCGGUAACCAUCACCGACGAUGAACUGCGACGAGUCGCCGCCUUUAGAGCCAAAGGUCGCAUUCCAGUGUUGUCGUGGCUCCACCCGGAGAGUCAGGCGGCGGUGGUGAGGUGUAGUCAGCCGAUGAGCGGCGUUGGCGGUAAACGCUGUAAAGACGAUGAGAAGCUCCUGCAGGCCAUCAUGGACGCCAACGCUCAGUCGCACAAACUCUUCAUCUUCGACGCCAGACCCAGCGUCAAUGCCGCGGCUAAUAAGAUGAAGGGCGGUGGCUGUGAAAGUGAAGAUGCCUACCAGAACGCCGAGCUGGUGUUUCUGGACAUCCACAACAUCCACGUGAUGCGCGAGUCGCUACGGAAACUGAAGGAGGUGGUUUAUCCCAACAUUGAAGAAUCUCAUUGGCUGUCCAACCUGGAGUCCACCCACUGGCUGGAGCACAUCAAGCUGAUCCUAGCCGGUGCGCUGAGGAUAGCGGAUAAGGUGGAGUCCGGGAAGACGUCGGUUGUCGUCCACUGCAGCGACGGCUGGGACCGUACGGCCCAGCUGACCUCGCUGAGCCUCAUCAUGUUGGACUCGCACUACAGAACCAUCUCGGGCUUCCAGAAGCUGAUCGAGAAGGAGUGGAUCAGCUUCGGACACCGAUUCCAGCAGAGAGUGGGUCACGGUGAUCAGAACCACACGGAUGCCGAUCGCUCUCCCAUCUUCCUGCAGUUCAUCGACUGUGUGUGGCAGAUGACUCAACAGUUCCCUGCAGCGUUUGAGUUUAACGAGUCGUUCCUCGUUACGGUGCUGGAUCAUCUGUACAGCUGUUUGUUUGGGACGUUUCUCUAUAACAGUGAGCAGCAGAGAGUCAAAGAGGAGCUGGCGAAGCGGUCAGUUUCUCUCUGGUCAUUCGUGAACAGUCAGGUGGAUGAGUUUAUUAACCCUCUGUACGUCCACUACCCCGCCCAUGUCCUGCUGCCCUCCGUCUCCAUCAGACACCUUCAGCUGUGGGUCUCCUACUACAUCCGCUGGAACCCCCGCGUUAGGCCACAGCAGCCAGUACAUCAGCGCUAUAAAGAGCUGCUGGCCAAAAGGGCGGAGCUUCAGAAGAAGGUGGAGGAGCUCCAGCGGGAAGUACACAAUCGGGCCUCAGCAUCUUCUGAGAGGGCGGGGUCACCCACCCGCUCCAUCACUCCUGUACAAACCUUCGUCUGAUUGGAGAAGAGACUUAUGGAGCACAGCAGAGUCGGACCUGAAUGGACAGAGUCUAUCUGUCUCUCUCUCUCUGUCUCUCUCUCUGUUACUGAAGCUUUACUGAUGUAUGCUGACCUCUCAGCUGGGUGUAAUAACCUCUUUAUUACUACAUUAUUAUUACUACACUAGUCUAGUAUUAACACAGUUAUUAGCCUUUAUGAUCAGUACUGUAUGUGUUUAUCUCAGUGUGCUCCUUUUUCCACUAAAGCACUGAGAGAGUCACUGAGUGACCGCAGCAGUGUGGUCGUCUGAAUAUGAAUGUGUUAGAUUUGCAUAUUUAAAUGAGCUGUUAAACUAACACGACUAAACUUUAAAGCGCAGUUAAAUAAACACACGUAUAUAUUUUAUACUCCACACUUCUAACUUCCCAAGCUUUUUAUAUACUUGAAGCCAAUCAGAAGGCAGAACAUUAACAUACUCCUGAUAAGCUCCACCUCUCUGCUUCUGACGCGUGAUUGACAGCUGUUACACCGACCCGCCGGUCCUGAUCCAAAGACGUGCGCAUGACCGAUUCUUGCUGCAGUGACUCUGGCCAGCGGGAGUUAUAAUGCUAUGCAAUGCAUCGUGGGUAAUGUAGUUCUGCCAUAGUGUUGUUGGUUUAGGAGCCGUAAGGAGGCGGCAGAGCGCCCCUCAGUGGGCGUAAGAGUGCCUGCAGGUGUCGAGGGCUCUGCACACUAACGAACGCUGAUGUCUUAACAUUCCUGUGUAGCUCAAUAAACGAGCAGAGUGAUUAAA
This is a messenger RNA of Pygocentrus nattereri (red-bellied piranha), 2840 nucleotides long. RefSeq names its product myotubularin related protein 2 (gene mtmr2). Gene Ontology annotation, biological process: dephosphorylation. The transcript has 16 exons. The coding region runs from base 153 to 2066 and encodes 637 amino acids. Lineage: Eukaryota; Metazoa; Chordata; Actinopteri; Characiformes; Serrasalmidae. The record is from RefSeq and is a predicted model, not a curated record. Gene Ontology annotation, molecular function: phosphatidylinositol-3,5-bisphosphate 3-phosphatase activity.